This is a messenger RNA of Juglans microcarpa x Juglans regia, 1721 nucleotides long. RefSeq names its product probable magnesium transporter NIPA6. Lineage: Eukaryota; Viridiplantae; Streptophyta; Magnoliopsida; Fagales; Juglandaceae. The transcript has 9 exons. Gene Ontology annotation, molecular function: magnesium ion transmembrane transporter activity. The record is from RefSeq and is a predicted model, not a curated record. Gene Ontology annotation, cellular component: membrane. Bases 318 to 1322 code for a protein of 334 amino acids. Gene Ontology annotation, biological process: magnesium ion transport.
UCGCUUCGUCGACAAGUCUCGUAGUCGUUUUAGAUCAUUCUCUCUGUUUUUGAAUUCUGACUUCGACUUCGGACUCCAGGAGCUCGACACUCGUCGACGUUGCAGAGGGAGCAAACACUUGUGCAAUUCCCGCUGGCCCUCUCGUUUUUUCUUUUUCUUCAGUUUCUUUGGAGGGAAUCUGAGCCUUUUCAUCUUUUUUCUUUCUGGCGGGAAAUUCAAGCUAUUCCUCACCUAUUCAUUGACCCAAUUAUCGGUUUACGAAUAGAACUCCGAGAGAGAGAGAGAGAGAGAGAGAGAGAGAGAGAGAGACCAGGGGGAUGGGGGUGUCGGACAAUGUGAAGGGGCUGAUACUUGCGGUGGCGUCGAGCGUCUUCAUUGGCUCCAGCUUCAUACUGAAGAAGAAGGGCCUCAAGCGCGCCGGUGCUGCUGGUAUUCGCGCAGGAGUUGGAGGUUAUACAUAUUUACUAGAGCCACUUUGGUGGGCAGGCAUGGUGACAAUGAUUGUUGGAGAGGUUGCAAACUUUGUAGCUUAUGUCUAUUCUCCAGCAGUUCUAGUGACCCCACUUGGUGCACUAAGUAUAAUUAUCAGUGCGGUUUUGGCUCACUUCAUGUUGAGAGAACGUCUGCAGAAAAUGGGUAUUGUUGGAUGUGUAUCCUGUGUUGUGGGAUCAGUUGUAAUUGUAAUUCAUGCACCUCAGGAGCAUACUCCCUCUUCUGUACAAGAAAUCUGGACACUGGCUACUCAACCAGCCUUCCUUAUAUAUGUUGCUGCUACCCUUUCAAUAGUGUUGGCCUUGAUUUUGCAUUUUGAACCUCGCUAUGGGCAGGAAAAUAUACUGAUCUUCUUGGGAAUUUGUUCUUUAAUGGGCUCACUUACGGUUGUGAGCAUAAAGGCCAUUGGAAUUGCAAUUAAGCUUACACUGGAGGGUGUAGGUCAAAUGGCUUAUCCUCAGACUUGGUUUUUUCUCACUGUUGCAGUGAUAUGUGUCGUUACACAGUUAAAUUACCUGAACAAGGCAUUGGAUACAUUCAGUGCAGCAAUUGUUUCUCCAGUAUAUUAUGUAAUGUUCACAACGCUGACCAUCAUUGCUAGUGCCAUAAUGUUCAAGGAUUGGUCAGGUCAGAAUGUGAGCAGCAUAGCCUCUGAGAUAUGUGGAUUCAUCACUGUGCUUUCAGGAACAAUCAUACUUCAUGCAACCAAAGAGCAGGAACCACCUCCUGCACAAGGUACUGUAACAUGGUACAUUAGUGGGGAUUCAAUAAAGAGUUUUGAAGAUGAACAUUUGAUAACUAUAUGCAAUUCAGAUGUUCUUGAACAAUGAACUUUUCUUAAGAGAAUGUGAUCCCCCAGCAAGCAACGCACCUCCAACGGCUAUUAAGAGAAGAGAACAUUUGCAGAUUGAGAAGCUUACCAUUUUCCUUGGACAAACCUUUGGGUAUCAACAGGUGGUUGGGCCGUCUUCGUCCCGGUUUUUUAUCAGCUCAUGGGUAAGAUCCUCAGUAGACCCAAAUCUUUGCAUAAUGCUGUAACCUCAACUCAGAUGGGGGGUUACAGAGCUGGGUCAACAACAGUGGAGAUACCUACAACGAUAACAUGGAAGGUUUCAUCAUGUAUAGGAGAAUAAGAGAUUAAUAAUUAUGAUAUAUAUAUAUAUAUAUAUUUGCAUAUUGACAUUUCUCUUCUCUUUUCAUUCAAUAUAUUUCAGUCAAAUUUUUUAUCA